Capsicum annuum is the source of this 900-nucleotide messenger RNA. Its product is annotated as probable leucine-rich repeat receptor-like protein kinase At1g35710. Gene Ontology annotation, molecular function: protein binding; protein kinase activity. NCBI's taxonomy places the organism in Eukaryota, Viridiplantae, Streptophyta, Magnoliopsida, Solanales, Solanaceae. The coding region runs from base 1 to 900 and encodes 299 amino acids. Gene Ontology annotation, biological process: protein phosphorylation. The record is from RefSeq and is a predicted model, not a curated record. The transcript has 4 exons.
AUGUCAUUUGAGAUUGGUGGCGAUGGUAUUCUGAGAUAUCAGGGUAAAUUAUGUGUGCCUGAUGUAGAUAGGUUACGGGAAAAAAUCCUUAGCGAGGCUCACACGUCGAGUGAAUUGGGAAAAUGCAACAAAUUGACUGAUUUGCAAAUAGCGAGAAACAGAAUUGGAGGUAGCAUACCACUAGAGAUUGGAAAUGUCAAAGGGCUUCUAGGACUUGAUCUUUCAUCGAAUCAUUUGAUCGGGCAGAUUCCAAAGGAAUUUGGAAAAUUAACCUCUCUGAUUAGGCUUUUGAUUGAAUGGAUCGAUCCCGACAUGUAUAGGAGAUUUCGUGCACUUGUUUCGUGCAAUAGCAAAUUUGGCCAAAACAUUCCAACUGAGAUAGGGAGGAUGACUCUGCUUAAUGUACUUGAUUUGAGUCAUAAUCUUCUGGUUGGAGAUAUUCCCCCUCAGCUGGCAAAUUUGAAGGUGUUGGUAGACUUAAAUCUUUCCCACAAUGGCCUGUCCGGGCACAUUCCUGAAGAACUUGAAAGUAUGACUGGUUUACAGGAUGUUUUUCUGUCAUACAAUGAGUUGGAAGAGCUUGCAUAUACAAUGAAGGUUACACAAAUGUGUGAUGUCUAUAGCUUUGGAGUAUUAGCAUUGGAGAUAAUCAAAAAGCAUCUUGGUGAGUACAUUACUGUGCUAGCAAAUUCAUCUAGUAUGGAUCAUCAUGUGCAACUUAGUGAUUUUCUAGAUGAACGCCUUCUGUAUCCUGAAGAUAGAGUAAAUGAACUUUUGGUUUUUAUCAUCAAGCUAGCAAGCUCUUGUUUGGUUGAAACUCCAAAAUCAAGGCCAACAAUGCAAUUCAUCUCUCAUAAGUUAUCAUCAAUGGAUGCUUAUGCCCACCCAUUAUUCCUGUAA